This is a messenger RNA of Ectocarpus siliculosus, 1053 nucleotides long. The record is from the annotation of a GenBank genome assembly. NCBI's taxonomy places the organism in Eukaryota, Phaeophyceae, Ectocarpales, Ectocarpaceae.
AUGGCGUCAACACGAUCCGAGGAUACACCGCCCGCCGCCACCGAUGGGAAGGGCCAGCUAGAGGAGAAGGCACCGGUUCACGAUGCCAGUACCGCUGACCACACAGUUCCGGCAGCGCUGCAAGCCAAGACAAAGGAAGACCUCGCGAAAGUGGCGCAGACGCUCCGGGAGGAUGCGACGGAAGCGAUGGAGGAGAUGCGGAAACGAGCGGCGAGGUACCGCGAGACGCCGAAGGAGGACACAGACGACCUCACCGCACAGAUGGAAGGUCUCCAGGUGGAUAGCAAGAUGGCCUUGUACGACAAGCUAUUCGAGGCACACCCCGUCGCCAUCGGAAAGGCGAUCUCGAAGACAGAGAGGGACGAAACGGACCAGAGCGGCAACUCCACCCUGGUCUACGGGGAGAUAACCUUCAAGACGCUGGCGCUGGCGCUGCACAAGGUCAAGACCAAGUACGGCUUGCCGGGCGUGGGCAGCUCCGGGCCGGCGGGGGUCCUCCAGGAGGGAAGCGGCGGGGCGUUCUACGACAUCGGGUCCGGAACGGGGAAGCCGGUUUUCGCGGCCGCCAUUCUGCAUCCCUUUCACAAGGCGGUGGGGAUAGAGAUUUUGGAAGGGCUGUGCGCUACCUCCUGGGAGUUGCUCAAGGCGUGGGACGGGGGAAUUCGGGAUAGGGUCGGCCACGGGCAGGAACCAACGAAGGUGGAGUUCUUCCUCGGAGAUGCCCUGGACAUGAAUGUGUGUGACUGGAGCGACGCUACCGUGGUGUUCGCGAACAGCACCUGUUUCGACGACACCCUGAUGAGGAGGCUGGCCAGCGCGGCCACGGCCCUCAAGAAGGGCACCAUCUUCAUCACCCUCACCAAGCGCUUGCCGGCCGCCUAUUUCAAAGUACUGGAGCAUGACAUGUUUCCCAUGAGCUGGGGGUCGGCGACGGUGUACAUCUCCCAGAAAACGACGGCACCUUUCGGAGAUCCCAGCGCGGUCGAGGAGGAUAGCAGUACCAGCAGCCAAGACGGCGGUGGCAGCGUCGGCGGCAGAAAAACCACGGGGUGA